This is a messenger RNA of Girardinichthys multiradiatus, 4565 nucleotides long. It is a transcript of the gene acin1b, whose product is annotated as apoptotic chromatin condensation inducer 1b. The transcript is spliced from 17 exons. The coding region runs from base 29 to 3631 and encodes 1200 amino acids. Gene Ontology annotation, molecular function: nucleic acid binding. The record is from RefSeq and is a predicted model, not a curated record. Lineage: Eukaryota; Metazoa; Chordata; Actinopteri; Cyprinodontiformes; Goodeidae.
GCGAGUUCAGAGGAGCGGAGGGAGCAAAAUGGCGGACAAAGAUAUUACGCUUGAUGGAAAACCUCUACAGUCGCUCCGAGUUGCGGAUUUGAAAGCCGCUCUGGAGCAAAGGAACCUACCGAAAAGCGGGCAGAAAAACACUCUCAUAAAGCGACUUAAAGGGGCUCUGAUGCUGGAAAACCUCCAGAGAUCAUCAUCAUCUCACAGCGGGCUGCAGCCAAACUCUCAGAUAGGAGAAGAGAUGUGCCAGAACAGUUUCAUUAAACAGUACCUGGCCCAGCAGCAGGAGCUCCUUCGUCAGAGGCUUGCGAAAGAGGCCCAGCAGGAAGAGGAGGCUGAUGAAAGCCCAACGGGACCAGAGGAGGAUGAAGACCAGUCUGAAGACAAUGAUAGCCCUCCCUUCAUCAGUAAGCAUCAAGGCUCCCUGAACCUGGCCUCAGGUUCUGAUGUUGGAGGAGAAAAUUCUGUGAUUGGUCAUGGACCUGCUCCUAUGUUCCACCACCGAGAGUCUAAUGAAGAUCCAAGGGGCAGGAAGCAGCGAGCCUCCUUUCAGCAAGGACACAAGGAGCCACCAGCUAGCUCCCCUCCAAGAGCUGUUGCCUCCUUCUUAGUGCAUGUCGUGGGACAACCUGACAGCCAGGGAUGUCCGCCCACCGUGGCCCCAGGCCAGGAGAAGGAAGCAGCUACUCUAAGUUCUCCCAGAACACCUAAUCCAGUGCUCAAUCUCAGUCGAUCUGCCCAGAGUUCCUCUGAAAAUCAUGUGCAGGACGACAGCGAUGAAGACGAUGACGAUGACGAUGAUAGCGAUGAUGACGAGGACUGGGGACCUGGUUCUGGAGGGGCGCGAAGGAGAAAGGCAGCGGUUCCCUCAAAGCAUCAGGUGGCCCCCAGUAUGUCAUCAGCUGCUGCUAGAUCAAAACGCAAGCUUCAGCCUCCUCAGCACAUCCCACCUCCACAGGUACACGACACUCCCAUGCAGCUGCGGCAUCCCACACCUCCUCCCUCUCCACCCCCUAACCUGUUCCCCCUGCCUGACACUCCAAAGCAAAGCCCCCCAGAUGAUCAGGAAAGAGAAGCUCCACGUGACGCAAGGUUGGUGUCUUUCCCACUUCCCGCCACGCAGAGGCAAGACUCUGAUUCCAGCUCUGGCUCUAGCAGCCCUGAACCUCCUGUGAAGCGCAGGUCUGGCCCCCUUUCACUGCUCAUGCACAAGAUGGAGUCAGAGGAAGCAACCUCAUCUCCCGGAUUCUCUGGAGAAACGGCACAUUCAAUUGCCACAUGCUCCAGCGAAUCUCCCCUUCAAUCAUCAGAAACAAAAACGCAACAGGAAAUCAGAGAGACGGAAGAAGACAGGCAGCUUAAAGAGGGGAGAGAGAGAGAACAACAGCAGAAGCUGGAGAGAGAGGGUCUCAAAACACAGGAGCAAGAAAAGAAGAAGAAACGCUUGGAGGAGGAGAGGGAAAAGGAAAGAAAACAUCUGGAAGAGGAGAGGAAGCAGCGUCAGAAAGAGGAACAGGAAAAGGAGAAAAGAAGCCAGGAAGAGGAAAAAGAAAAGAAACACAAAGAGGAGGAGAAGAGAAGAGAGGAGCAGCGGCUGAAAGAGGAAGAAGAAAAGAAACAGGAAAAAGUGAGGAACGACCGAAGAGCGGCAGCUGAAGAAAAAGAUUCGGGUUCCUCCUCAGAUUCUGACUCCAAAUCAGAGUCCUCUGAUUCACACUCAUCAUCAUCCUCUUCUUCCUCCUCCAGGGAUAAAAUGCAGCCUGCCAGUCAGCUGAAGAAGGCAGCUGUAGGACAAGAGGCGGAGGGUAAUAAAACGACUAAGUUCAGUAAAGAUUCAGAGAAACCUAUCCUUUCAAAAAGGGAGGUGUCCGAACCCAGCACAGCCGCUGUUACGGAAGUGGAACCAGACUCUGAGAGCUCCAUGGCCCAGCAGCCAGCAUCUGGAGCUGAGCCAGAGAGCAGUGAGAGCCGAAUGGAGGAGAGUACCACUCCGAAGGCUUUUGCUGCCCGCAAGAUAUCCCUGACUGGCAGCAAGGCAUCUCCGGCCAGCACAGACGGAGGAGCAGGAGAGUCUGAAACGGGAGGCGCAGCAGGGAGGAAGAGGCGAUGGGGCUCCAGCACAGCAGUCACUGUUAAGAAACCAUCAAUCAGCAUUACCACGGACUCCUUGAAGUCCUUGAUUCCUGACAUCAAGGUGAACCAGGAAGUGGUUGUGGACCUUCAUCCCGAGGAACCGCAGAUGUCCGGCGACGAGGAGAACUCUGACACCGGUCGGAGCGACCCAGACCAAGGCCUCAAGAUCCGACGCACCGUCACGCAGGUUGUUCCCAGUGAAAGCCAGGAAAAUGGACAAACUAACGUAGGAGAAGACAUGGAGAAAACAGAGGGUGAAAACCAACACAAGACUUCAAGAGAGAAAAAGAAGAGCGGCCUCUCAGAUGAAACGUCCGAAACCCAGAUGUCUGUCAGCCUAGAUGGAGAGGCAAAGAAAGUAACUCCCAGCGACAGUCUGGUGCGGCGCUCCAUCAGUCAGCAGAAGUCCGGUGUUUCCGUCACGAUCGACGACCCCGUUCGCACAACCAGGCAGCCCUCCCCGCCUCAAGGAAAAGUGUCCAACAUCAUCCAUGUGAUAAACCUGGUCCGACCCUUCACUCUGCUCCAACUCAAAGAGCUGCUGAACCGAACAGGGAGUGUGGUGGAGGAGGGUUUCUGGAUCGACAAGAUCAAGUCUCACUGCUAUGUCACAUACGCAACAACAGAGGAAGCAGUUGCCACCAGGACAGCUCUCCAUGGAGUCAAAUGGCCUCCUAGUAAUCCCAAGGUGCUCAGUAUAGACUUCUGUGAGCAAGAUGAGCUGGACUACCACAAAGGGAUCCGGAAGCCAGAGAAAGACCAGGAUCAUGCUGCCCUGGCUGCUGCUCCUCCGCAGCCCCGGCUGCCCCCUCUAAUGCCCGUGCGAGACAGGGACAAAGAUCAGGACAGAGACCGGGAGCGUGAUCGGGACAGGGACAGAGGAGUGCGGGAUCUGUGGGCAGAGCGUCAAAGGGAGAUGGAGCGGCGAGAAAGGGCUCGAGGAGAGCGAGAAUGGGACCGGGACAAGGUCCGGGAAUUUGCCAGACCCGGAGAGGAGGGACGGCGAUCUCGUUCUAGAGAGAGGGAGAGGAGGAGGAGGGAGAGGGCCAAAAGUAAGGAGAAGAAGACUGAUAAGAAGGAGAAAGGAGAUGAACCUCCUGCUAAACUGCUAGAUGACUUGUUUCUCAAGACCAAAGCAGCUCCCUGUAUAUACUGGCUCCCCCUCACUGAGGAACAGGCGAACCAGAGGGUCUUAGACCGCGUUGAACGGCAGAAGGAGCGCGAGCGAAGACGCAAGGAGCAAGAGGAGGAGGAGGACAAAAAACGUGACGAGGAGAAAAAAGAGAGGCUCAAGGCCAGGGAGAAGGAUAGCGGCGCUGCAGCAAGCGGCGUAGCGUCCGGGAGAGGAGCCGAUACCGAGAGGGAGCGGAACCGUGGCCGAGACAGAGAAGGGGACAAGAGGAGGGACAGCAGCCACCGAUCCAGGCGACCCUCGCCAGUGUCAGGCGGCGGACGGCGUUCCCGUAGUCGCAGCAACCCUCGGGACAGGCGCCGCUGAGGGGCCGGAUGCUGCAGGGAACGAUGAAGAGGGGGGGAGGCAGAGGAUGUAGCAGACAGGAAGUCAUGAGAGGCGAAACGUUUGUCUUGCCUCAUGAUGAGUGGUCCUCACUAUCUGCCCCACCUUGCUUUAAAAGGUUUAAUAUGACACCAGUGUUGUCUUCUACACACGUCUGUCAUAUCCCCCUCCUUUUUAUUGUUCACAGAAAAUCACUUCUGAUCAACAGGAAAUUGUCCGUUUGUCUUCAUCCUUCAGAAGCUUUUUUUUUUUUUUUUUCUCCAGUUGCGACCAGUCCUCUUCAUCUCUGUUCUGUCAGUUCUUCAUUAAAGAGAAGCAGCGGAGGGCGGUUUCAUGCUUCCACCUCAUUUUGUCCAGCUGAGGUUUUGGGGACCGCCUGAGUAUUUUAGUUUUGCGGCUACACAGUUCCUUCCUCCUCAGAGCCCUGUAAUAAAAACCAGUCCAAAAUAGAUCCCCGACCAUGACCCGACAUAUUUUCUAGAAGCCAUUUUACUGUUCGGCACUAAGAGUCAAAUAUAUCUAUGUAUAUACCACAAACUUUACAAUAAUCCCUUAGUCAAAGUGAAGGUUGUUUUAUUUUUGAAUCAGGAUUAUUUUCUCCGCCAGAGAUGGUUGUCGUGUUGAAGCAGGUGAGGAACGUUUACUGAUCUCAACACUGUAACCAUGAUAGGAAAAGAUGUUGCCCCCAAGUUUGUGUUUAGCAGAUGUUUUUGGGGCGAAGACUCGACCGGCCUGACCCCUCAUAUUUAGGAAGAUGAAAUACAGAGGAUUAUCUUCUGAUAGAGUAACAUUUACAAUUUUUAGUAAUUUUAAUUUUGCUUUUAGUUCCAGUUUGGUUUUGUUGGGUUUUUUUUUUCUCUUUCCAAGUGCUGAAUGUAUGAAGAAUUUAAGAAAUUAAUAAAUUGGUUUAACGCAA